AUGACAGAUACUAUACAAACGUCAGAUGAAGAUAACUUCUUUAACUCAAUUAUAUCUGUUGAACUUUCCAAAAAAGAUAUAAUGAAUAGAAUUAUAUCUCCACAUAAUGUAGAAUUUGAUUUAAUUUAUCAAGAAUCAUCACCAGAAGUCACCUUUACGAUAAUAAUCUCCACAUUGGAUUGUAUUGACUUUUUAUUAAGGAAUCAAAUCUAUGGAAGUAGUGGCCAAGGUAGGUCAUCAAUUAAAAUUGAAAAGAAUAGCCUAGUUGAAUUUACAAUGACAUUGUUUAUUGGUAAAGACCUUUGUAAAACAAUGUUCCAGAGAAUCAAUCUCAUAGUUAGUAAACGGGAGAUGUUUCAACUUUGUCGAUUUGGAAAAGUUACAAGCAAUGGGUAUAUAGUGAAUGUUUCGGUACACGAGAUGCUCCAAUUGAGAAGUAAGGGAUGUAUAAAACAGUUGAAACUAUCAUUUUAUUGGCCAAUACAAUCGAAAAGAUAUUUACAACAAGAGAGAAAUGAGGGAGUAUUUGAAGUAGAACAAGAUCAAGAAGAGGAAGUACUCGAAGAAGUAGAAGAGGAAGAAGAAGAAGAGGAGAAAGCAGCUGAGUACAUUACAAAGGAAAUCACUUUAACCCAAGCAGAUGUUACAUAUAUCAUUGGACGUCAUGGAUCAAGAAUCGACCAUUUUAGAGUGGCAAGCGGAUGUAGGAUUAAGAUCUUGGAAUCAAGUACACAUAAAGAUAUUAUGUUAUCCAGACAGAGAACACCACAAACUAUCACUAUACUGGGGCCCCUUUAUAAGGUACAAGAAGCAAUUAAAAUGAUUCAAAAUGAUUUAAAUCCAAGGAAUGGAUUGGAUGAUACAAUAAUUUAG
[Candida] anglica is the source of this 873-nucleotide messenger RNA. Lineage: Eukaryota; Fungi; Ascomycota; Pichiomycetes; Serinales; Debaryomycetaceae. The record is from the annotation of a GenBank genome assembly.